GUCAAGAAAACUAACUCAGCAAAUUAUUUUGAGCAAUAUUUACAUUUUCUCUAGCAAGGGCAGCUCCCAGUUGCACUAACAGAAACAGUGUGUAGGUACUGCAAAACCAAAAGGAAAUAAAUCAAGACAAAUACUAGUAGAAACAACAACAACAAAUCCUCCUCUGUUUUGCCAUGUUUUCGCCGAUAUAAUACUCAACACGUGAUUUUGCUUAGUGGCCCAAAUCCAUUGACAGAGACAUCCCCAAUCACAUCGAGUAUAAAAAACGGGAGCACGCUUAUCACGUCCUCCACCAACCCAACCCAACCCAAUCACCAUCGUGGACCACAGACCAGCGGAGCCAAUUAAACUGUUCGAUCCUCCCGUAUUGUGCAUCAAAAUUUGCUGCUUGCUUGCUCCCUGUCCAUGCCAGCCACGGCCAUGGAGCUCUCCCGCCUGCCGCUAGUCCUGCUGUUCUGCUUGCUGGCGGGAUCGUCGACGACGGCCCUGCCAGCGCUGCCUGGGAUGGACAGGGUGAGGCAGCAGGUCGACAGGGCGAACAGGCGCGGCCCGUCCAUCGGGCUCGUCAUGUCGUACGUCGCCGAGGACACCGCGCUCCAGGCCUCCGGCUACUUCCGGCCCUGGCGUGUCCAGCCCUUCGUUGACCUCUACGGACGGAGGUUUCACAUCGGGAGUAUUCGAGGUGUGAAUGUUAUAUACGCAUUGACAGGGCAACGCAGGUUGAAUGCAGCUGUCACUGUACAAACUCUCCUCGACGUCUUCACCGUGUCUGGUAUUGUCCAUUAUGGCACGGCAGGAAGCUCUAAUGAUUCAAUGUCAUUUGGAGAUGUCAGUGUCCCCAAGUUAGUUGCUUAUACAGGCGCCUGGACAUGGAAGAAGUACAAAUCACUUAAAGAAGCAUCAACAGAACUAAGCUUUGGACAAUUUAAUGUCCCGGAUGAAGGAGAGAACCUGCUAGGGUCUCUGAAAUACAGAAAUGAGGAGCUAUACUCAGUUGGUAAGCCUAUGGAAGAAGUUUUUUGGUUACCUGUAGAUUCAGCAUGGUUCAAGAUAGCAGAAGGACUUAAGGUCACCCUUGAAAGGUGUAAUGACACUUUCUGCUUACCAAAAACCCCACAAGUGGUUCAUGGGCUAAAAGGAGCAUCCGCCGACAUGUUUCUAGACAAUGCAGAAUACCGGAAGUUCCUUUUCAGAGAAUUUGCGGUGUCAACAAUAGAUGAGGAAAGCGCAGCAGUGGUGAUGACAACAACAUCUCCUGGCGUACCUGUGAUUGUGUUCCGGGGAGUAUCUGAUCUGGCUGGAGGGGAACCAACAUGGUCAUCAACAAGCCUGAUGAACCUGGCAUCUAUUAAUGCACUCAAAGUGGCAGUGGAGUUCAUUGCUACAAUUGGCAGGCAGAUGUCAACACCAUCAGCACAAAGUUCAAAAAACUGAGACAAAAGAGAGCUGCCAUGUCCAUGGAGCAGAACUGUAGAAUAGUUUAAACAGCAAUUGGAAACUAAAUUCAGAGUGAGAGUUAUCCUUAGUUUCGAAGUACACAAAACUUUCAACAGAAGAAUUAAGUAUCCAAUGUAUACUCAAUUGUAAAGAUGCACAUGUCAAUCCAUUUUUAAAGGGAUUUUGGGAUAAUGUGGGAACAAAAUGGUGAAUAAAAGACAGAAUGUUUACAGUC
This is a messenger RNA of Hordeum vulgare subsp. vulgare (domesticated barley), 1672 nucleotides long. Its product is annotated as bark storage protein A-like. Gene Ontology annotation, molecular function: catalytic activity. Gene Ontology annotation, biological process: nucleoside metabolic process. The record is from RefSeq and is a predicted model, not a curated record. The transcript has 6 exons. Bases 406 to 1434 code for a protein of 342 amino acids. Lineage: Eukaryota; Viridiplantae; Streptophyta; Magnoliopsida; Poales; Poaceae.